AUGGAUAAUCUAAAGCAGUAUUGGAACUCAUGGUGGUAUGAAAACGAUGGCAGAAAGUACGAAGACUACCCUAUAAAGAGGAACCGAUACCAGCCAACUAAAUUACCCGAAAGGUACAGAGUGCAGAAGCCCAAAACUUCGCUUCGCUCGGUGAGAGUUCAGCCGGAGAGAAAACGGGAGCGGGAACGUGAACGUGAACGUGAACCAGAGGUUAAAGAAUACAGAAUACCCAAAACAAACGUAAAUGUCCGUUCAACUUGGGAAAAGGUCAAAUCCCUAUUUGAGACUGACAAGCGUGAUUUGAAGCAGAUGAAGCAAGCCUACGUAGAUUACAAAUUACCAUCAACAGAGGCCAACGCAACCCAAGAGGCAAUCAAUAACGUAAUAGCGAAUGAACGUUUUAAGAAGAAGCUCCUGGAAAGACGUUACGAGAAGCAUAUGCUGGAUGAAUUAAGACGCGGGAGGAGAAUGCACAAGAGAGGCAGGUCGUCAGGAAGAGGUGUGGCUGAUGAUGCACCUCUGUACGAAAGGACCAUUAACCAUGCGGACGAAGUUAUUCUACUGAGGAAGAAGAUCGACGAGUUGGAACAAAGGCUCUCGGACACGAUAGAGGAGCUAGUGAUCACCAAGAAAAAGCUUGAAUUUUCACAGGAAAAGAACGCACUUCUCGAAGAAUUGUUCGAUGAUGGGAACAUGGAAACUGAGUAUGUGAAAUCAAGACGACACAUGGCGAAUUUACAAAACAGCUCGAGGAAACCGGAAUUAAAGCAAUUACCGCGUUCGCCGUCGCCAGUGUUACAUGUGAAUCCGAUGUUCACGUCGAGCCCCAUACGCGCCACCACGACUACGGCAACAGAAGGCCAACAGGAUAAUUUUUACGAAAAGUACCCUCGAAUUCCGGAGACGGAGAAUUUAGCGAAUUACCGCUCCCCAACUCCAGCCAACGGAAACGACCAUAACGACACCUCGCUUUCCCCGGUAAGAGUAGACUACUCCAAGUACAGCAAUGGUUUGUAA
Molecule: messenger RNA, 1017 nt
Organism: Kluyveromyces marxianus DMKU3-1042
Lineage: Eukaryota; Fungi; Ascomycota; Saccharomycetes; Saccharomycetales; Saccharomycetaceae
Gene: CSA1
Product: Csa1p
Exons: 1
Coding region: 1-1017 (338 amino acids)
Source: RefSeq, a predicted model, not a curated record